Messenger RNA from Suillus plorans, 369 nucleotides. RefSeq lists its product as uncharacterized. The transcript has 2 exons. The record is from RefSeq and is a predicted model, not a curated record. Lineage: Eukaryota; Fungi; Basidiomycota; Agaricomycetes; Boletales; Suillaceae. The annotation marks the transcript as partial.
AGACCUUCUCUACCUCGCAUGAAAUCUUGUUUAAAAUCUCCUUCGCAUUCUGGCUCUGCCACCCCCGUAGAAUCUGACACGGACGAUGGCACUUGCAAGAAACAUGUCGCAUUUGGAACUGAACAAGUCUUUGAAGCUGAUGAGUGGGAUAGAACACCCACUGAAAUCUCACAACGUCUCUCAUACGAGGACGUACUUGAGCUCAAGAUGAUUCAACGUUCCCUGCCUCGUGCUCAGCAGAGUCACGACCCACUUUCAUCCAGGCCUUACUCUGGCGUAUUUCUUCGCAACGUACCAAUCCCACUCCUCCCACUAAAUCCAACAACAGUAUCAGCUUCACCGGCUUCACCACCAAUCUCACCACCACCA